AUGCUCUCCUCUCCCCUCCACCUCCAACAUGACGUGCUAGAAUUGCUGACGAAUGGAAUAGAUGACCGGCAAAGAUGUGAGGAUGUCGAGAAAUCCCUUCAUCCACAAACCAGCCACACCCCCGUAUCCCCGACGACGGGAGAAGAAGAAGAAGAAGAAGAAACCCCAUUAGGCCCUGCGGGCAACAGCGUCACCACAUGGUUCAAAUCUUUCGAACGUACGCUCCUUCGCUGCAAUAUCGAAGCGCGCGGGAUCCAACGCGUACCACCAGAAGAUCGCCACGACCUUUCCCGCCAUGGAGUGACACAAAUUCUCCUCAUCUGGAUCAGCAUCAACCUCGAAGCAGUCGUCAUUGCUCUGGGAUUUCUUGGACCGGUCGUCUACUACCUGCCAUUCCUCGACAGCUGCCUCUUGGCCGUCUUUGGCUCCAUCCUCGGAGCGGCGCCUGCUGCAUACAUCGCCACAUUUGGGCCGAGAUCGGGAAAUCGUACCAUGAUACUCACUCGAUUCAUCACGGGAUGGUAUCCUAGCAAGUUGAUUGUCGUUCUCACUCUCAUUAUUCUCAUGGGCUAUAUUCUCAUUGAUGCGGUACUGGGAGGGCAGAUUUUGAGUGCUGUCGCUGAUGGCAACUUGAGCGUGAUUGUGGGAAUUGUGAUUGUCUGUGUCAUCACGUGGCUCGUGUCGACUUUUGGGUAUACCCUCUUUCACCAGUACGAGAGAUAUGCCUGGUUACCACAACUGAUUGUCAUCUCCAUCUUGGUGGGCGUUGCAGGACCCAAGUUUGAUCUCUACGGCAAUCCAUCUGCGGGACUUUCACGCAAUGUUAUUGCUGGGAACAGGCUGAGCUUCUUUAGCUUGUGUCUUGCCAGUCAGAUUACGUACGCGGAAGUGGCAGCGGACUUUUUCGUAUACUAUCCUGUCCAUACUUCGCGGACCAAGGUAUUCAUCUCGACGCUCGCGGGUCUGACGCUUUCGAGCACGUUUGCCUUUGUCGUUGGCGUGGGUCUGGGUUCGGGAACUUUUACCAACCCGGAAUGGGCGGCAGCGUACGAAGUCAGCCAAGGUGCUCUUCUUGUCGAAGCUUUCAAACCAUUGGGAUCCUUUGGCUCUUUCUGCAGUGUCGUUUUGGCAUUGAGCUUAGUGGGAAAUAUGGUUCCUCCUUCCUACGCAUCUGGCAUUGACUUCCAGGCACUGGGUCGUGUGUGGGAGAGAAUCCCCCGUCUGUUCUGGAACAGCAUUGCACUCGUGAUCCCCAUGAUCUGCGCUAUCGCCGGUCGAGCUCACCUAGCAGAAAUCUUUACCAACUUUCUGGCACUGAUGGGGUAUUGGGUUUCCAUCUGGAUCGCUAUUAUUCUCGAGGAACAUCUCAUCUUUCGAAAAUGGAUGGGUCGGGGCUGGCAAUGGGAGGAUUGGAACGACCGAACAAAAUUACCUCUCGGCAUUGCUGCCCUGAUCGCUUUCCUCGUUGGCUGGGCGGGAUCGAUCUUAUGCAUGGCGCAGGUCUGGUAUGUAGGACCAUUGGCGGCCUUGAUAUCUGAGUAUGGCGGUGAUAUGGGCAAUUACGUGGGGUUUGCCUGGGCAGGUCUGGUGUUUCCGCCAUUGCGCUGGCUGGAGUGGAGGAGAUUUGGGCGAUAA
Molecule: messenger RNA, 1635 nt
Organism: Sphaerulina musiva SO2202
Lineage: Eukaryota; Fungi; Ascomycota; Dothideomycetes; Mycosphaerellales; Mycosphaerellaceae
Product: purine-cytosine permease FCY21
Exons: 3
Coding region: 1-1635 (544 amino acids)
Biological process (GO): transmembrane transport
Cellular component (GO): fungal-type vacuole membrane; plasma membrane
Molecular function (GO): transmembrane transporter activity
Source: RefSeq, a predicted model, not a curated record